This is a messenger RNA of Alternaria triticimaculans, 414 nucleotides long. RefSeq lists its product as uncharacterized. Bases 1 to 414 code for a protein of 137 amino acids. Lineage: Eukaryota; Fungi; Ascomycota; Dothideomycetes; Pleosporales; Pleosporaceae. The record is from RefSeq and is a predicted model, not a curated record. The transcript has 2 exons.
AUGCAGUACCGCGAGUUUGCCGAUAGCGUGCUGCCGCUUGCCGACAAAGGACACUACCAUCCGUCACAGCAGGUGCCCAAGCGCUCACGGGGUGACGACGACGAACAACCGGAGCCGAAGCGAUCACGGACUGAUGCCGGUGGUGCCGAGAUCGAUAAGAUGAGGGCGGACAUGGAUGCUCUCAGGGCUGAGAAUGAGCGGCUCAAGACUGAGAAUGAGCAGCUCAGGGCUGAGAAUGAGAGGCUCAAGACUGAGAAUGAGCAGCUCAGGGCUGAGAAUGAGAGGCUCAGGAAUGCUUGUCGCACUUCUGCUCCCUUUGUCAAGAACGAAGAAGUCGAUGGGGAUGGCUUCGACGCUCUUAGCAAAGAGUUCGACAGACUCAUUGAGGAAGAGUUUGCUCGAAUAAGUCGGUGA